AUGUCAUAUGCGGCGGCUACCACGACCAACAAUCAAGCAGAAUACAGAGGGCUAUUAUACGCUGCAAGGACACCUGAGAUUCGACCACUGCACGUAGUUGGGGACAGCCAGCAUAUCGUUCGACAGCAACACCGGCGCAACCCGCCCAAGGUGGAGCACCUCCGUGUGCUCUACCAACGCUGCCGAGUGGCGGCGGAUAUAUGUGUAGUACGCUCGUGGAUUUAUCAUCUUCGAGAGUUCAACAAGACGGCGGACUGGCCGGCUAAUAUGGCAAUGGACUCCAGAUUCAGCAGACAGGUCGUGUUUGAUGGGAAUGCGCACAGCGAAACCCUGUGGAGGCCCGCAGCUCAACUCGCGGCUGGGGAUAUACAAUACUGGAUGGAUGGGCGCUUAUCAGAACGGUAA
Messenger RNA from Phytophthora sojae, 405 nucleotides. RefSeq lists its product as hypothetical. The transcript has a single exon. The record is from RefSeq and is a predicted model, not a curated record. Gene Ontology annotation, molecular function: RNA-DNA hybrid ribonuclease activity; nucleic acid binding. The coding region runs from base 1 to 405 and encodes 134 amino acids. Lineage: Eukaryota; Oomycota; Peronosporomycetes; Peronosporales; Peronosporaceae.